This is a messenger RNA of Cyprinus carpio (common carp), 4863 nucleotides long. RefSeq names its product apolipoprotein L domain containing 1b (gene apold1b). Gene Ontology annotation, molecular function: lipid binding. Gene Ontology annotation, biological process: lipoprotein metabolic process; lipid transport. NCBI's taxonomy places the organism in Eukaryota, Metazoa, Chordata, Actinopteri, Cypriniformes, Cyprinidae. The record is from RefSeq and is a predicted model, not a curated record. Gene Ontology annotation, cellular component: extracellular region; membrane.
UUGUAAAAAUGUACGUUUUCAUGUUUUCCCAUCAUGACUGCUGUACUUCGUAAGAACAUUCCUUAAAUUAUUUCUACAAGACUUUUGUAAUUUGAAUGUGCGCGGCAUCCGAUGUUGAUUAUGUUUAACUGUUACAAACAACUCGUUAUGCUGCUUGAUAUUGCAAACUGGUAUUUCUUGUUAUAUUUUAAGACUAUCGUGUUCAUAAACGUGCUGGUUUGUAGCGCAAAUACUUCCUACUUUGUUACCCAGAUAGCACACGUACGUCUGUUAAAGAUCUCUUCAUCUGGAAAGCAUCUGCUGUGUACAAACAUCUGAUAGACAUCUUUAAGAUGUCAGUUUUACAUACAUUCUAAAUACUAAAGAUCUUAAAUGCAUCUUAUAAACAUCUAUUUGACAUCUGAUAGGAGAAGUCCUAUAGACGUAUUUCAGAUAAGCAAACACUAUAAAUCUAUAAUAUGUCUUCCAGAUGUAAUGCAGACAUCAAAUAGAUGUCUCUGUGAUGUACGUGUGCUAUGAGGGUAUUCUUGUAGUCAUUUCCCUGAUAUUUCGUUUAGAAGAUGUCUUUAAGAUGUUUAUGAUUUAGAAUGCAUGUAAAACUGACAUCUUAAAGAUGUCUAUCAGAUGUUUGUACACAGCAGAUGCUUUCCAGAUCAAGAGAUCUUUAGCAGAGGUACGAGUGCUAUCAGGGUAAAGAUAGCGGCUAAUGAAUCAGAAGCCUCUCACAUACACAGAAAAUGCUUCUGCAUUGCAAAAUAGGGAUGUGUAGUCACACAUUAUAUUACAUUGUAUUUGUAUUGUACAACUGCUAUGCCGUGGUCACAGUUUGUGGUUAAAGUCCAGUUUUUUUUGUUCACAAUCCAGUUCUGCUUUUAGUGAGAAUGAAGCCACAGACAAGAAUCACUUUUAUGUGAAGUAAUUGAGAUUUUAGGCUUUGGAUAAACUGCAUUUUUAUGUAAAUCUUUCAUACGUUUUUGCACAGAUUGUACUAUUAACAACUCUAAAGGUGUUACAAGUUAUUUCAUGUCUUGACAUGAUGUUGUGCAAUACAGGAAUGAAGGUUAUUUCCAUGAAUAUAUUUUAAUAAACCUAAAUAAAAUAUACUUUGCUGUCUGGGUGAUUAAAAAUAAAAAAAUAAAUCUCAGAUCAAAUGAGACUACAAACUAUAAAGCAUGCAACUUGUGUAAGCAGUGAGGGACAUCAAAGAUCUCAAGUUUGAGUGGAAAAUAAGACUUUUGUUCAAACACGCCCCGCGAUCAUGUGCUUUUCAAGGAAGACUGAAAGAGGGUUCUGUUCACCUCUGGAACUGAACGCUCUGUUUGGUUAAGGUCAUGUUUUUAGUACACUUCUUAGGUUAGAAGAGCUGGUUUUGGGGACUUUUGCAGCCGAACGCCUGCGAAUCGAACAGCUUCUUUUAAUAGUUUUAGAACACUGAAAACGGGGGCGUCCUGUGUUUGUUUUGUUUUGGUUUGUCUGUUUCCGUUUUUCUUUUCUUUUGGAAGAGGAUUUAAAGAGAAGACAGCCACGAGCAGGUCAAGGUAAAGGUAAGCGCUGUUUGUUUGCGGUUUACCGUUUUGUGUCAUGAAACUUGAAUACUUUAAGGGGAAGUCGAAAAAGAGGAAAAACAGUUGUGAGAGUUUGUGAUUAAUCUUUUAAUGCGUUGUCGUGUGGUUCGCAAAUGAAAAGAGAUUUCCUUUCAAGACACGUGCGUAUAUGUUAGUAAAAGUUUAUGAAAAUUCCAUCGCCUGAAGCGAAAGAACAGUAGACUCUUAGAUACUGAAUAUUAAUUAGGUCACGGUGACGUCCCUGUUGCGGUCAGUCUUACAACUUAAUUAAUAUUCAUGAGCCGAAAGGCGUUCACAAGUGACGUGUUUUUGCUUUGCGUCACCCUAAAAGAAGGAUAAAUUCCUAUGCUAGUGUCAUAUUCUGCCUUUAACUUUUGUUAAAUAGUGCAGCACACGUACGUCACGGAGACGUCUAUGUGACGUCGCAUUUACAUCUGAAGGCGAGUGUUUGUUCACCUGCAAUACGUCUAUAGGACGUUUCCUAUUAGAUGUCAAAUAUAAGGAAAAUUUCUUUAAGAUAUUCCUGAUUUAAAAUGAAUGUAAAACUGAUGUCUGAAAGACGUCUAUCAGAUGUUUGUACACAGCAGAUGAUUUCCAGCAAUCUUUAACAGACAUCUUGCAGACAUACCUGUGCUGUCUGGGAUUACUCCGUUUUGGGCGGGACCAGAAUGUUUUCAACUGUAUUUGUCUGCUAUCAUCUUCUUAAUAUCUUAAAUGGGUGUUUUUUUUUUUCAUUCCCAAAAGGCAGAUGAAUGUUUUUUUCAUGUAGCUAUAAAGGUCAUUUAAUGUGAUAUUUAUGGGUGUUAUGGAAAAAAUAAACGAGGAACAAUUCGAUGACAAGUAAACUGUGUUUGUGCUAUAAAUAUUGUUCCAGAGCUGUUUUACAGAAGUUCAUGUUUUAAACGAAAACCGAAUGUAUGUAGGCUGAUUUUGUUUCUAUUUGUGUCUAUAAAACCAGGCCUGGCAACAGAAUAAAAUAAUUGCAAUCUCAAGAUUAAAUAUGAAACCAUACGAAUAGUCUAUUUGGCAAAUGUUAACUUCUUUUUAAGCCAUUUUUACACGCUUCUUUUCCUCUGAAUUUGGGGGAUCCCAGUUUAAAAACCCCUGCCCUACAUUAUGACCUGAAGUUGCAUAAUUGAUAUUCAGGAGCCAUUACUUACCCAUUCAUCAUACUGGCGUCUUGGACAGGUGCGCUGUGUCAAGUUAAAAAUAGUUACUAGUGCAGCAGCGUCAGUGUUGAAAGAUUAGACCAAUCAAAGUGUACUGAGUGUUUACAAUAGAAGCUUUACCUGUCAUCAGUGCUGUGACCGACACACAUGAACAACAUGCACGUAAUUGUGUUUAGGUCUGUCUGAAUGUCUCAUUGGAGUUUGAGCCGGUAUAACCACUUUACCCUUGAGUUGUGCAUAGUCUUAUGUAUUGGUGUUUACUAAUAUUUUAAUAAAGACCUUUGGUUAAAUGAAUUCAAUAGUACAAAAAAAAAAAACACCCGUAGCAUAUAAAAAUGUCUUAUGUAUUGGUGUUUACUAAUAUUUUAAUAAAGACCUUUGGUUAAAUGAAUUCAAUAGUACAAAAAAAAAACACCCGUAGCAUAUAAAAAGAGCAUCCACUCAAAGCACAGGUAAACACCCUCCAUUCACACGGCCUCCCGAGCAGAUCAUCCGGUCCGACCGGUCAGUGUUUUAAUGAUGAUUUCUUUCAUUUAAGAGGUUGCUGUUGGUGUCAUUUCUCUUUUGUGAAGCUGCUGGUGGAAGGACUGGCGCGAUUGGUGUGAUGCAGAAUCUCUAUCCCUUUAAAUCCUCUUCACAGAGCUCAGCCGUAACCAAAGCUUCAGUAAAUAAUGAUGGCAAGCAGGACACACCUGUAUGCAGUUCUUCUACCUGGACAGGAGAGGCAGCAGAGAGCAAAGAUACCGAACACAAACAGGAUCCCGGAAUAAUUAUGGGAAUGAUUCAAAAACUAAAUCCAUUCAGGUUUUCCUCACAGAACAAGAUCAGUGAGCCUCUACUUGUCUCUGCAGCAGCUCCCGCAGAUGAGAAAACACAGGAUCACGGCGGGAUGCGAGACCAUCUGAAAUCCACAGCUCAGGUGUCUGAUCAAGGAGAGGGACAGAACGCCUCGUCUUUGAUCGUUGAUAAAUGUUUGACCACACAGGUAGAUCAAACAGCAGAAACAGAUGUCUCCGUCUCCAGUGAAGGAAACCCUCUGGACAAUGAAGAUGAUGAAGAUGGUCUGCUGGCCUGGUGGAGAAACGUGGAAGGUUGGAGUGAAUGGAACGAGUCAAAGCAGUUUAAUGAAAAAGAUGGAGAACGGGCGAUCGAAGCCGCCGCUAACCGGGUUUUCAUGGCUGCCAAGUUAUUCGUUCACCUGCUGACUCAGCGCGAGCCGUCGCUGCAGCGGCGCAUACAGGACCUGCUGACGCUAGCGGACGCCGCCGACAGCUUCCACAGGAAGACGGUGACCGCGAGCGUUGGCGGAGGGGUGGCCAGCGUCGCCGGCAGCAUCACCACCAUCACCGGCCUGGUUCUGGCGCCCUUCACCUUCGGGGCGUCCCUCAUCGUGACGGCGGUGGGCAUCGGGGUCGCGACCGCCGGCGGAGUGACGUCAGCGUCGGCAAACAUCACCGACACUGUUCACUCCAACACGGACAGGAAGAAGGUGGAGAAGAUGAUCCAAGAUUAUCAGCAUGAAGUUAAAGAUAUUAAAGAAUGCCUGGACUUCCUCCAGGCAGGGAUGGAGACCCUGGAGCAGUGGCACUUCAAGCAGUACGUGGACAGCAUCUCCAGACGGGCUCUGAACCAGAACGUCAAGCACGUGUUGAAGGAGGGCGGCCGGGCCGGGAAAGCGCUGCUGGUGAACACCGACAGCCUCAUCAACACCGUCCAGGUGCUCAAUGUUGCCGGAGGAGCCGCCAAAGCCGCGCAGGUCAUCAGCAUCACCACCGGCGUCAUGUCGGGCCUCUUCCUCGCCCUCGACGUCUUCUUCCUCGCCAAGGGCUCGCUGGAGCUGCGCAAGGGCGCCAAGACAGAGUUCGCGGCCAAGAUCAGAGAGGUUUGCAAGGAGCUGCAGGACGGACUGCAGGAGCUGAAGAGAAUCCAGCUUCAGCUGCAGAAAACCAUGGAUGGGGUUGAGAUGGUGGAGGAGGAGGAGGAGGAGGGUGAUGGGGAGGAGGACGAAGAGGCAGAAAAUAAAUCCGAACCAAAAAAAAGAGUCCAGCUAGAGGAAUAAGCAUUGAUGAUUAUCCUGAGCAACAAGUAAAUUAUAUAUAUAUAUAUAUAUAUAUAUAUAUAUAUAUAUA